ACAGGAAAACAAGUUGGGAGACAUAUGCUUCUCUUUGAGAUACGUACCUACUGCUGGAAAGCUUACCGUUGUCAUUCUCGAAGCUAAGAACCUCAAAAAAAUGGACGUCGGUGGAUUAUCAGACCCGUACGUGAAAAUAGCUUUAAUGCAAAAUGGAAAGCGACUAAAGAAGAAGAAGACGAGCAUCAAGAAAUGUACGCUGAAUCCGUACUAUAACGAAUCCUUUACAUUUGAAGUACCUUUCGAACAAAUCCAAAAAGUGAACUUGGUAGUAACGGUAGUAGACUACGACAGAAUCGGUACCUCAGAACCAAUUGGAAAAGUGGUACUAGGCUACAAUGCAAGCGGCACCGAGCUCCGCCACUGGUCUGACAUGUUGGCGUCACCGCGUAGGCCCAUCGCCCAAUGGCAUACCUUGAAGGACCCAGAGGAUGAAAAGAAGGACUAAAGUGGAAGAUGAACAUGAGAUCUAUAUUGUGGUAUUCCAUAGGUUUCUGCAGUUCUACCCAAUUCCUAGCAUGAGCAUAAACCUUCGUUCAUCAAAAAAAGUCGUUUAAAGGAAUCCUGAGUACGAUUUUAUUAAUCGUUUUGCCUUCACUACUAUGCAUUCUUGUUGAUGUUGACAGUUGUUCACUAGCUUAUUAUGUUCAUAGAGAUAAUACUAUAAGUCUAUAUAUCGAAGAAAGAUAAUAAACCCAAACAUACACACCACAACGCGGAGCUAACACUAACGACCGGUAAGGCUGCCGGCACCGCUGUGUCGUCUCCCACUCCACCUUCCUAGAUGGCAUUGGUCCUGCAUAUGGGCUCGACCGAUUCAGCCCAAUAGCACUUCAGCCCCCCAUUUCUUGGAAUAUAUCAACGUGCUGAUCACGCACUGAACACGGCUGGUUUUUGUUUCGGUUUAAUGUCUUUCUUGGAUAGAUGGACUUUAGGGUACUAAAAAUUGUUAAAACUAUAUUCAAAUGAGUAUUGAAAUACACGCAAUGGGAGUAUUCGCAGUAGAAUAAAAGGUAUAAUAUUUUUCAAGUUUAUAGCAAAUCAAUCGUAAAAUUGUACAAGCUACUUCAAGUUUUGUGAAACUAGAGGACGUAUCGGAAAGAAUCUUGAUAAAAGAGUCGUCUUCGUUUAUUAUCUACAAAACGAAGUUAAUGGGUAUGUAAAAAAGAAAGAAGUAUUUAAGAUCGCAUAAUCUUAUAUACUGACGAGGUCGAAGGUCAGCAUCGCAUAAAGGAAAUGAUCUGCUAUAAACGAUAAUGACUUCAUCUAUCUCUAACUCCUUAUGCUGCGCUUAUAAUUUCGAAAUGUAUGUAUAGAUUUAUUAAGAUGUUGUGCGAUUGUAUAUAAAGUGCUAAAACCCCCAUUGCUCUAUUUUUAUGGAUAUAACAUGCUGAAGGUUAAGCAACAAUUGUCAUUUGUUUGCAAAUUCAGUCAUCUACUAUUUCUGAUUCUGAUAGCUUGAUAAAUGUUAGCAUAAACUUCACAAGCACUGCUGAAUCGUCGUCAAAAAUCCAAAAAGUAUCGCUAUAACUAUUCUAGAACGCAUCAUGUCACUUGUAUAGCUUUCUGAUGUCUGUAAGAAAUAUUCAAAAUUUGCGAAUUAACUACUAUGUCUAGAACAAAUGACAAUUGGAAUGCUAGUUCUGAAAACAAAGUGUAAAUAUAUUUCUCUGAUGCAGCAUAGUUUUUUGUUUUACGGGCUGUACGUAUAAUGUAAGUAGAUAGACCUUGCUUUAACAUAUCGAGAAAUAUAUUCACAUUAAUAUACUGUAGAUGAUAAUGAUUAUAUAGCUCAUUAUGGAAAACUUAGACUUAACUAUGAAAUUCAGUUUAGCUUAAAGUAUGUAUAGUUUCCUUAAGUACCCAAUGAAAUGCCUUUAAAUGUCGAAAAAAAGCUGCAUUUGACUGAUUUUUUCGCUAUUUAGAAAUAUUCAUUCGGAUAGGAAAUUGUCUCAGUUCCAGUUUACGUUUUAGUGAUUCUGUUAUUGAAUUGUAUAUGAAUUUGUGAAAUCGCAUAACGAAAAUUUAGCGUACUUAAUGUCGAGGUUAUGUCGAUUCAAGCCUGAGCUGGCCAAAAAUACAACGUUGCGUUUCGUAAUGGUGUUAAUACAGAAAUCGAGUCAUCAUAGAUCUGUCACUUAAGGUUUCUGAACACAUAUUGCUUCUUAAAUAAUUCGUUGGGUAUUCGUACUUAGUCUUACGCCAUAUAGAAAAAUGUCUCAUUUUUAUUCUAUACUUUAGUGUUCGCAAUGUUGUAUUUUCUGAAGCUCACUGGCCUUUUUGAACUCACCUUGUAAAAGUAUAAUUAGUUAACAAUGUACAAUAAUUGACGGUCACAAUGUGAUAUAUCAUAUCGUCUAAUAUGUUUAUAUAGCAUAUAAUUUGUUUUCUCUUUUCCUUGUAAACUAAUAUUUCUUACACGUUAUUCAAAAGUAGAUUUCUGAUCCCGGCUAGUAUGACCAAUAUCUACGAUCAAGAGGUUGUCUCAUUCUUACAACGAUCACAGUAAUACUCGUACUCGUCUCAUUGUAAGCUAAAACAAUAGCAACGUCGUCCUCUUAUGACAUGACGGAUUUGCUUAUGACAUCUUCAAAACAACAUUUACCUGCUCAAUGACAUUUCAAAGUAUUUUUCAGACCUUGUUACACCUACUUCAUUCCUCAGUUUGCUUUGAUACAGUUGUAACCCGUAAUCAAGGAUCGUAAAUGUGAAGUAUCUUGAACGUAGGAAGCCACAACUCUAGUAAAUAUCUUCUUAUCAACGUUACACACUCAACGUUGGGAUCCUAAAAGGCCCCGUCUCAGCUGAAGCUUCUGGAAGAAGAGUUGAAAGGUGCAACAAGGGAGAAUCAACUUUGAUAUGCAUAUUGCUGCAUGGUUAACUUGUGUAGAUAAAAAGUUGCUGUUGAAGAGUUUGAAAUUGCAGAAGUGUGGCCUGAACUCAGCCGUACCUUAGGAUUCGAUAACAACAGAGUCAAGGAAGAAACAUGGAGGUUAUAGAGAGGAUGAAACAAAGUAUACUUAAUCAACUAAAAGAAUACCAUCAUGAACAUGAACAUUGCGGCAAUCUAAACGAUAAAAAAAUCGAAUGCAAACAAUUGAUAGUGCGUUUGCAGCGCAUGGAUUUCUCGAACUAUCGAACAAAUCGGUCAAAUACGUCAGAUUACCAAUCCGAUCCUGAAAGAAGCCACAGUGAAUUGGAUGAAGCACAGUUACAAGUUACUAACCAUCUGCUAGAUGAAACAUAUGGAAUAAAUCAGUUAAAUAAGCCGCUCCAUCUAACUGAUACUGUAGCAAGUCACUCUGGAUUGCAUGCAGUGCAGUUGGAAGAGACUAAUCAUGCGACUUUUGAAACUAACCCUACCACAUCUAAAAUUGAAUGUCAAAUAAAUACCGAAAUUAACCACACACAGAACAUUGAACAGACAUAUGGACUAAUUUGUUCAGUUGAAGAACUGGAAAGAUUGGGUUAUACUUGCUAUCAGGUUGGCACAGCGGAAAACGCAACUAACAUAAUCUUCCCUCCCAAAGCAACCCUCAAUCAGCCUAAUCCACAGGAAAAUCAGAAUGAAGUUUUGCUGCACAUACCAUCUCCAGAACGAAGUCCAAUACCUGAAGACAAUUCUUCAAGUUUCCAGAUAGUAGAUCUGCAAGGCAACGGUAAUUUGAAAACAACAGAGAAUAAUAUGAAUUUUAGUGUGAAUAGUGAACAUUUUGCAAGAAGUUCGAUCUAUUACACAAAUGAUGAGCUUGAAAGUUUUCUCGGAUUAGAAACCACAUUUCUGGAGAAUGUAAAAGCCUCCAUGCAAGCUAAAAUCUCUUGUCCAAAACUGCUGACAAAAGCUAGGUAUACAGAAAUAAUAAAUAGAGUCAAAAAAGCGAAAAUGAAAACUACGCUGUCAGCUAAUGAUCGCAGGCUUCUAAAAAACUACGAUAUUAUCACGAUAGAAGAAGAAGAAAGACUUAUUGUACCGAUCUGCAUUCUAGAAGCUCGGAUUGUUUUAUAUGUCUACAUCGAAGAAAUGUUCAAGAUAUUGGUCGACUAUCACUUGAAGCAUGGCCACAUUGGAAAAAAUGGGAUGAUUACAGAACUUGGUAAACAGUAUAAAAAUUUUACACAUGAAGUAGUUGCGUUAUUUCUGGACUUAUGCCAAUUUUGUAAGGCAGUGCGCAUACCUUUAAAUACCUCAAAUAAUGAUGAAUGGUGGGUAAAUACGUCACUAGUGCAUGUUGGUGAACCUAUACCAACACCCUUGACAGAUGAUAGGUUGAAUGCGUCAAGAGCGCAAGCUAGAAAAGUGGCACUAACACCCUUGACUGAUGAUAGACCUGAGCUAGUAGCGGUUGAAGAGCUUAAAGAGAUGCAGCAGCAGUUCAAUUCAGCAAUAAAGCGAAUUGCAGACUCACUGACCAAUAGCUUCUACUUUAUAACUGAGUCAAUGUACUGCAAAAUACUCCAAAAUAUUAAAAACAUCAAGGAAAAAUCAAAUCGAACACACGAAGAAAGCCGGCUGGCACGCAAAUUUGGUAUUUCGACAGUUUCUGGAAGAGAAAAACUGACGGCUGCUCACGAAGUACUUCCAAUCCUGAACAUCGAAGAACUCUUUGCAGCAAUCCACAAAGUACACAUUACAAAUAAGCAUAUCCCUAAGAAUGUAAUGGUUCAGCUCUUAUCCAAAAUGUAUGCGAAUAUUGCAAUAACAGCAAUAGAAGAAUACAUCCAACUUUGUGCUGUAUGCAAAACGACUUUAAGCGGAGGAUUAAGAAUCGAUUAUUUUGAGUCUAAUGAAACAGUAAUGGAUUUAUAUAUGAUGGAUAAAAGUCCAAAUUGCAGCUUAACAUUUCUACAAAUGCAUUCAUUGUUUAACCUUCGGUUGGAAGAACUGGUUGACUUGUCCAAGUGUGACGUCCUUACAAAACGUGCUUACUCGAUUCUACUUGGUGAAGUGAAAAAAGCACACCGAACGGCAUCUAAAGAUCAGCACGACCUAGAACUUUUAUCAAUGUAUGAUGUUAAACAGUGCCGAAACAAGAAUACAAGCUGGUUGGCUACUAGAGUUCGAGAGUCAGCAGAUUCGCCAUGCAAAGUAAAAUACUACAUCUACUUGGAACAAGCCUUUAGGAUAAUACAUGACUGUCACAUACUUACUGGCCAUGGUAAUGCGGACAUUAUGGAGGCAGAAUUAUCAAAAAAAAUUCAAAAUAUUAACUCUGAUAUGAUCGCCUUAUAUUUGGAGCUUUGUGGUUCUUGUAUGAAUAAAACUGCAUCAUACAUUAGAUUUCCAAAUGGAUACACUUCAGAUUCUGUAGAUAAUGCAACAUCACAAUACAGUUCAGCUGAUUCCAAUGAAAUUACAUACUCUGAUAAAACGUAUCUUGACGAGAAAGAAAAAGUUCUACAAAAUGCGCUCAUAGAGAUAAGUAGCGAUUCUUCAAGCGACAUGGAGGGGGAAAUAGCAAAUCAAACAGAUGAAACAUGUGUAUCAAAUAAGAUUAUUGGUGUUCAAGACACAUUAAAUGAUGAGUGCGAGCUCCGUAUUAAUGAAGAAUUUGGUCUAGAUCAUCAAAAUUCUCCAAGUGAAUACAAAGAAACUACUAGUGAAGCAGGUCAACAAGACAAAAAUGACGUUCCAGAUGAUGUGAACAUGGAAUUUGAGACAGAAAGAGUUACCAAUACUGAAAAAAAUGGCAUGGGCUCUGACAGUAAUUCGAAAAUAAUACCGAAAAAUCUUAACGUAUUGAAUCGUGAAGAUAAAAAAUAUAUAGCAAAUAAAAACAUAAGCCGUUAUUGUAACUCUGAAGUUGAAUUAACAGAAACAUCAGGUAGAGCAGGUGUGCCAGACGAAACAGACCUUCCGAAUGAAGUACGCAUGGAAUUUGAAAUAGAAAAAACUAGCGUAACUGAAAAAAACGAAAUUAACAUAGACAAUGUCUGUAAGCUGGAAGCCAAAACGGAAGGUUUGUUAAGAAUAGAUGAGGAUGUGUCAAAUGGUGAAGAUAAACGACAAGUAAAUGAAAUAUCUUUUAUUACUGAAAACCUAAGCCCUAGUCUCCACCCUGAUGUCAAAUACACAGAAACUGCAAGCGAAGUGGGUCAACAAGACGAAAUUUACCUUCCGAAUGAUAUGGAUAUGAAAUUUGAAAUAGAAGGAUUGGGCGUUACUGGAAAAAACGAUAUAAUCGUAGCCGAUGUCAGCAAGUUGGAAACAAGACCGAAAAAUAUGCUAAUAAUAGGUAAGGACGUGUCAAAUCGUGAAGCUGCGGAUUCUGGAUCAGGACGGACAAAUGAUAUCAUAAGACCUAGCUACCACUCUAGCCUUCAAUAUACGGAAACUGUAAGUAAAGCAGGGGAGCAAGCUGAAAAUGGCAUUCCCAAUGAUGUAGUCAUGACACUUCAAGAAGGAAAUGUUACUAAAAUAUUUGACAUAAAUAUAGAUAAUGUCAGUAUGUCGGAAACAAAACUGAGUCAUUUGCAAACAACAUAUAUGGACAUCUCGAAUAGUGAACGUGUUGAAGAAGAAAGACAGACAAAUGAAACGAUUAUUAUCGCACAAAUAGGGCUCGGUUACCAAUCUGAAGAUGAAAAAAUAAAUGAAACGGAUACACAGGUUUUCUAUUCGGAAAACAGCACUAGAAAUCAAAUCGAGGCUAAUAGUAACAAUUCUCGGGAAAAUGUUUCAUGCAAUGAAGGUUUUCCAGUCGACAAGGAAAAUAUAGAAAAAACUCUUGUGGUUAAGCUGAACAGAUGCCGUAGAAUUACAGAUACAAUAAUUGCGAAAUAUGCAUCGCCACACAAUGAUGAAAGUACUAUGGUAUAUGAUAAGGGUAGCCAAGAUAUAGUGAUUCGUGCAGAUGAUAUCAGUAAAUUACAACAAAGCAUAAAGCGUAGAAGAAUUGGAAACGUAGAGACAUAUACUGGGAAUCAUCAUGAAAAGAUAUCAUUGGUAGAGAAAAUUGUCAAAGAAAACGGAAGUUUAGGAGGGUCAGUGGGCCAAAUCAAUGGAUUUCGUCUGAUGCACUCUCUCCAGAAAGAAGAUAAUAGUCUUACAAAGAGUGCUGAUAGCAAUAAAACAACUGUUAACGAAUGCGAAACAAAUGAAGUGCCAGCUGCUGAUAACAACCGGAACCAAGUAAAUGAGAUUAACAAUAAAGAAGUAAUGAGCUUUUCUGAAGUACUUACAAGUACUCUAGAUCAACCACUUGACAUACUGUGUAAAAACGAAAUGUUAUUUGAAGCAGGUGAGGAAGAGAGAGAGUUUGCUAUAAAGGAAGACUGUGAUAUUGCUGAGACUCUGAUAGACAAGAACACGGAAAAUACUCCCAGCAAAUUUCGGAUAGACCACCUUUCAAAUACAAUGAACUGUAUGAACGGCCAGUCAGUUGAAGCGAGUACUCAAACAACAGAACAUUAUAUGGAUAGUGAGUUACAUAAACCGGAGGAUGAAUCAGUCUUUGAACCAAAAUCACGCUUCAUGGAGCGACUGCAGGAGACGAAAUCUGGUUUUGUGAUAUCCAAAAAAGCAUACUACUAUUUAAUCGGACAAAUUAAGAAGGCUAAAUUGUCAUCAAAUUCAAUAAUAGAUAAACAUCGUGUGCGCAGUUACGACAUAAUGAAGACAGAAAAUUCUGAGAGGCUUGUCACUCAUAAGGAAGAAGGUAGCACUUUGUUCAAAAUGUACGCUUACAGUGAAGAAAUAUUCGAUAUUAUCCACAAUACUCACAUAGAUUCCAACCAUAGCGGAGUAUUACGAAUGAAAGAAACAUUGAAGAGCAAAUAUCAAAACAUAACAGGAGAUAUGAUUCGUAUGUACUUGGAAACUUGCGAUGUAUGUCGGAAAAAAAUGGACAUGGAGUUAAGAUGUCAGGUAGAUAUCAUAGAUAUGCAAAAUAAUCAAGUGAAUGGGUAUUCUUAUAUACUUGUGUAUCAUCACCAUACCAAACUAGUGCAAUUACGUCCGCUGAAGUCAAAACAGGUUAGCGAAGUAGCUGGGGCAGUUUUGGACAUAUUCGCAAUAUUGGGAGUACCGAACAUUCUUCACAUUAGUGGAACCAGGCAUUUUGCCCACUAUCUUAUCAGAAAAAUAUGUAAACAAUGGCGUCAGAUAAAAGUCAUACUUGGGAAACAAAGACUUAAGCAGACUAACACAAUGAAAAUUGAGAAGAUCAUAUCACGUUGGAUAAUUCAGCACCCCAAAGAAGAAUGGACUAAUAUGUUACGAUAUAUACAAGUAGAAAUUAACACCAACCCAACAAGCUUAAACUCUCACCAAGCAACGUUUGGUACCCCAUUUACAUUUGGCUUGAAGAACUCUUCUAUAUCACUGGAUCACGUAACUACAGAAAAGGAAUUAGAAAUAGCUUUAUAUGGUGGCGAUUGUGGUAGUGAUAUAUUGAGCAGCGAAGAUUCCUCAGAAGAAACUAGUGACGAAGAUGAUGGACCAUUGUCAGAUAAUGAAUCGGUUGAUUCGUCAGAUAAUGGACUUGUUAUAUUAAAUCAAACGGCGACAAAAAAUGGUAAAAAGAGUGACAAAUAAAACGCAAAGAAAUGGACUAAAUUAUGUCAUGUAUGUAUAUAUAAUGCCCGAUACCAGUUUGGCAAAUAAACAGCCCUGUGACAACGUCACGGAAGCACCAAAAAUAUUUAGAAAAUAUUGUAUUCAAUAUUGUAGUAAUAGUAGUGGUAUUAUACUAUUAAGUAGAAUACAACUUCUGUGAUAUCUUUAAAGCAACUACCUAAGAGACAUUCUACACACUUUACAUGCAUAAUCUUAAGAAAUACAUAGACAUAAAAAGUACAAAUGUGACUUGUGACUUCCAAACCCUGUCUUGUAAUUAUAAUUGUUUGAUUCCGAUUUCACUGGCCAAACUUUUUUUUUUUAUUUUUCUGUAAGUUAUUAUGAAGCCUCGGCAUCCGAAGUUUCAGUUAAGUUUAUUUUAGAUAUGUUAUGUUUGGUAUUAGUUGUUAGCCGACUCAUCAAAAUCGCACAUUUUUUAUAUUCGUAUAUGGAUUCAAAUAUGUCUAUCGCUUUCCGUAAACUACAGGGGUGCGUUUGUAAAUCACUUGGCAAUGUAAUACCGUACACAAAUCAAGUUCAAGCGAGUAACCAAAUGAAAAUGGUAUUUACCAUUUUGUAUUGGUAGUUACCGAUCCGUUCGAGCGAGUUUGGUUAUAAGAUCCGUGACGUCAUGAAUCUGCUUUUAUAUGUCAUAGUCAUCGCCGUAAAAUUGUGGUAUUUACCCAACUCAAGUUUAGAGAAUUGAAGGUUAUCAUAGCUACAAAGCCAUGGUUCCAUCAUUAAAAAAAAUUUCUGAAAAAUAAACUCUCCCAUUAAUAUUAUGAAAGUUUUAAUUUUUUAAACUUUCCAUACACUGUUCUAGACGAAAAAGCACCGAUUAUUACGUGAUAAUAAAAAUAAUCAUAAAUUACACGCGCGCUUUUCUAAAAUAAACAACUUGCAACAAAACCGCAGUUAAAACCAACGCGUUCAAGCGAUUCGAGUAACGACGUCAUCAACCCGUGUGUCAUCUUAAACCAUAUUAUAACCGCGGUACAUAAUACAGACAUUUUGGUUGUUCGCUUGGAUUUGAUUACAGUCAUGGAAUGUAGAUUGAUAGAUGUAAUUUUACUGUGGAAUACUGUGAAACUUUUAUUUUUAGAACGCCUCAAUUAUUACAGAGUCAUGUAAUGACACUUGAUGGCAGCCGACUAAUUUCUAACCACGUUUUCUGCGACCUUUGUAGUUGUUUUAUGAGACCCUAGGGAUACGAAGUGGCAUUUAUCAUGAAAAAUAAUAUGUUCUAUCAAUUUUGAGCAGUUUUUGAUAACCAAGUAAAGUAAACAAACAAUGAACCAUGAAAAUGACAGUGACAGAACUCUUGUGCCCACGCUUUUAAGCUCGGGAAGAAAAGCACACUUUUGGCGUUCUAGAAGGAUUACUUUGUUCUAUUUCCGAACGCAUAAAACAAGUACGUCAAACAGUUACGAACGCUAAUUGUUACAGAGUAGUACAAGUAGUACAGUACACUAUGUAACAAUUUACGAGCGCAGCCCUGUAUAUACCACAACUGUGCCCUUUGCAAGCUGCUGACAAAAUUUGUUUAUUAUGUAUUUGUGUGUUAUUAGUGAGAUUAAAGCUACCUGUUUUGUUGAAA
This is a messenger RNA of Acanthoscelides obtectus, 10151 nucleotides long. The record is from the annotation of a GenBank genome assembly. NCBI's taxonomy places the organism in Eukaryota, Metazoa, Arthropoda, Insecta, Coleoptera, Chrysomelidae.